Ostrinia furnacalis (Asian corn borer) is the source of this 1056-nucleotide messenger RNA. RefSeq lists its product as uncharacterized. The record is from RefSeq and is a predicted model, not a curated record. The transcript has 6 exons. The coding region runs from base 268 to 846 and encodes 192 amino acids. Lineage: Eukaryota; Metazoa; Arthropoda; Insecta; Lepidoptera; Crambidae.
UCAACAGCUACCUGUAAGAAUACUGCAAAAAAUUUGAGAGCCAAGCUUACCAAAUUGUUGCAGGAUGGAGCCCACCAUCACAUACUGCGCAACCUUUACAUCGUGUACACAUUCGUGGUGACGUCAUGCCCCGCGGUCACGGCCGGGCUGGUGUCUGCAGCGGUGGAAGACCUCAGGCUCAUCAUCCAUGAGCGACUGCAGCAAGAAAAGGACACAUUCCACGAAGCUGACUUGGAGUUGUUCCUAAGCUACGUGGACGGUCGUCCGAUGCGGUUCACGGUGUUCAAGCUGCUGCCGCUGGACUGGUCGCUGCCGGUCUUCAUUAUCAACGAGUUCAACAAGUAUGUGUACAGCGGCGAUGGAACGCGGGUGUUGGAAAGCAUGGAGAUUUAUAAGAGUAUUGGUGUCGGAUUAGAUGUGGUGAAGAAUUACUUCGAUAUCUUAUAUAUGAUUGGCCUGAUAUUCAUCACUACUGAUCAGAUCUACACCGCGUAUUUGGGUCUUUUGAAAUUCAAAUAUGAUGGAGAGGGGCACACUCCUCAAAUGAUCCUGAGGAAUCUGUACUCACUGCAAAAUUUCGCACUCUUGUCCUCACCAGCUAUAUCAGCAGGAUUAGUGACGGUGGUUGUGGGGGACCUCAAGCUUAUACUCUUGGAACGAAUUCUUCAAGAAAGGGAUAAAGACCACGAGGUCCACUUGCAGACUUUCCUCGACUACGUCAAUGUGCGUCCGAUGCAGUUCAAGGUGUUCAGCGUGGCGCCUUUGGACUGGUCGCUGCCGAUCCUCAUCCUGAACCUGUGCAUCUCGUACCAAAUCAUCAUCGUGCAAUUCACUAAACUUUAUUAGGUGGAAAAAUACAAUCAACUCAUACUUCUUUGUAGAGAGCCUGUGAUCUCUUUGUUUUAGUUUUAUUUUGAUUACCUAUAUCCAGCAUAAUAAUAUUUUAAUCGUUUGAUCUACAAGUCUCAUUUGUAUUCUGCUUUUACAAUUUUGCUCUGGUUUUGUCAAAAGCCAAUUCAAGUAGCUAACCAUGUGUCGAGUGAGUUUUGUGUCUGU